AGAGAAAGAAAAGAAUGCGAAACAACUAGCAAAGUACACUACACUUCACAAAAACAAAACAUUCCAACCACAUCUACUCUUCAUCUCCGCUUCUUUGUCUUUCUCAUUUUCCGACCAAAUUUCUCAUUCUCCGGCAAUGUCUACCAACGCCGAAUCUUCGCCGCCGCCGCCGGUCAUCGGAAAAAUUGGACCGUACACUGUUUUCAUGACGCCGCCUUCAACCCCUAAACCCUCUUCUUCCGAACCAGUUACUCCUACUACUCUUCAUUCACCAAACAUCAACAAUGGUAACCAUCACGCUAAGAUCCUUCCUCCUCCACCUCAGAUUCAUAACCCUGUACCGUCUUCCAAAACCCUAUCAUAUGAUUCUUCUUCGUUUGUUGGAUUUUUCAAGAACGCUGUUAACAAGGUUCAAACCGCUCAUUCAAGUUUGGAUGAGCAUUUGGCUCGUUGGUUUGGGUUGAAUCAGUCGAAGUAUCAAUGGGCUCUUGAUGAUUAUUAUGAGACCAACGGAACGGCAAAAGGAGAUGUAAAAGUGAAAGAAGUAUCAAGCAAAGUACAGAAUGUUUGACUUGCCUAGUGCUGAUGAUGGAUUUAAUCAAAAGUGAGACGCGAAGACUCUUGCUUUGAGUAUAUUUAUACCUUCGUACUUACAUGUGGAGUAGACAAACAAAAAUUCUUGUGAUAUGUUCAAGAGUUAUUUGAUCUACAACCAUUGAUCUUCUGAUUCAAUGCUUUUGUUCUUGUAUUGUAUCGUAUUUGUAUUCGAUUGUAGUUUAAGUAGUGUUUCGAUUUUCCUUGCCUAGGAGCUGUUUUUGUAUUUGCAUUUGGUUAAGGAAAAACAUUGUUACUUGCAUUCUUAUGGCGACAAUGUUAUUAUCUCCAGAAACAUUUUGUAUGCCUUAUGAAAUGACAGGGUCUGAUUUGGAUCAUCUGAUAAUUUUAUUAUUUUUUGUCAAA
Vicia villosa (hairy vetch) is the source of this 960-nucleotide messenger RNA. RefSeq lists its product as uncharacterized. The record is from RefSeq and is a predicted model, not a curated record. Lineage: Eukaryota; Viridiplantae; Streptophyta; Magnoliopsida; Fabales; Fabaceae. The coding region runs from base 137 to 571 and encodes 144 amino acids. The transcript has 4 exons.